Messenger RNA from Phycodurus eques (leafy seadragon), 2433 nucleotides. It is a transcript of the gene nptx1l, whose product is annotated as neuronal pentraxin 1 like. The transcript has 5 exons. NCBI's taxonomy places the organism in Eukaryota, Metazoa, Chordata, Actinopteri, Syngnathiformes, Syngnathidae. The coding region runs from base 91 to 1389 and encodes 432 amino acids. The record is from RefSeq and is a predicted model, not a curated record.
CUCUUCCACACACGGAUUACACUACACGCGGGAAGUCACUGCGGCUUCUUUUUUUUAAUCAAAGCAAAUCACAAACCUCUAAAAUCCAACAUGCAAGCUACUGAGGAUGUGAGGUUUUGGAGAUUUCUUUUAUUUUCAUGCCUCUUUUUGCAGAGUUCCUGUCAAGACUUUGGAGGACAGACACAAUUUAUUUGCACCUCGGUCCCAAAGGAUAUGGACAUAUGCGCAGCCACUUUGCAGAAUAGCGUCCCUGGUGAUGAUUUGAAGAGCACCGUGGUGCAGUUGAGGGAGACAGUCCUGCAGCAGAAGGAGACCAUCAUGAACCAGAAAGAGACGAUAAGAGAACUGACCUCAAAGUUGGCGCGAUGCGAGAGCCAGAGUGGGGCCGAGGUAGGGGAAGGGCGGCCCGGAGGCAGGAGGAAAGAAGCUGGGACCAAAAACACGAUGGGGGAUGUAUCCAGGGGCCCCGCAGAGACUUUGGCACAACUCUCACAGACUUUACAGUCACUCAAGCAGAGACUUGAGAACCUUGAGCAAUUCAGUCGAAGUAACAACUCGGUGCAGGCCAACAGCCUCAAAGACCUGCUCCAAAGUAAAAUCGACGAUUUGGAGAAGCAGGUGUUGUCCCGAGUGAAUAGCAUCGAGGAGGGGAAGCCCGGACUCCGGAAUGAGACAGAGCAGCGUGGGAGAGUGGAGUCCACACUCACAUCUCUGCACCAGAGGAUCACAGACCUGGAGAAAGGUCAGCGAGAAAACAGGCCUCUGGAUAAAUUCCAGCUUACAUUUCCACUGAGAACCAACUACAUGUACGCAAAGGUGAAGAAGAGUUUGCCUGAGAUGUACGCCCUCACCGUUUGCAUGUGGCUCAAGUCCAACGCAUCCCCAGGAGUGGGCACACCUUUUUCCUAUGCCGUUCCUGGUCAGGCCAAUGAGUUGGUGCUCAUCGAAUGGGGAAAUAACCCAAUGGAGAUACUGAUUAACGAUAAGGUUGCAAAACUUCCUUUCCUGAUCAAUGAUGGAAAAUGGCAUCAUAUCUGUGUGACUUGGACCACUCGUGAUGGCGUGUGGGAAGCUUUCCAAGAUGGCGUCAAGAGGGGAAGUGGUGAGAACCUGGCCCCAUACCAUCCUAUAAAACCACAAGGCCUGCUGAUCCUCGGUCAAGAGCAGGACACGUACGGAGGUGGAUUUGAUGCAACGCAAGCUUUUGUUGGAGAUUUAGCCAACUUUCACAUCUGGGAUCGGAAACUAUCCGUGGGAGAAAUAUAUAAUCUGGCAACUUGCAGCAGCAAAGCACAAGUGGGCAAUGUUUUUGCAUGGCUGGAAACGAGCCUUGAAAUUUACGGAGGUGCCUCGAAGUGGACAUUUGAAGCUUGCCGCCACCUCAACUAAGGAGCGGAUGAGAAAAGAUCAGUGCAUUAAUUUAGCCUGCUCUGGUCACAAGCAUCUAUAAAGUAAUUUGAAGGAUCCAGAGGCAAAUAUUUUAGUGACUACAUGCCGAAUUGUUUAAGAUGCUAAAUAAAAAAUUAAAAAAUGUGAGCACCCUAUUUUUUUUAAAGCAGAUGUAUUUGGGAGAGUUCUUGGUUAAUGAACAAUUGCAGCGUUAUAUGGUGCUGGAAUGCACAACAGGUUUGUCUGUGGCUCUGUCUUGAUGUUGCCACUUCAGAGACCUGAGAAGGCUCACAGGUAACACAAAUUAAAGAUUAAAUGCCAUAGAAUGUCAUGUAGUCUUUGUAAAAAGAUGUCCUGCAAUUCAACAAAACAAUUUCCUCCAGAGAUUCUUUUCGUUUUGACUGCCAAGGAUUUUCACUGUGAAAAUGGACAAGGCGGACUUCUUUAAAAGAGACUACGUUCUUCAACAGACCACUGGGUUUCUCCCCUCCUUUUCAUCUCCGCGCCAACUGCUUGACGUGAUUUUGUGUGAAGGGUGUCAUGCCCAUUGCCAACAUUCAAGCCUGAGUGCCUUGGGCUGUUGAAAAAAAUCUCAGCACAUUCACGAGUUUGUGUGUUCCUGUUUGUUUUCUUGAAUUCAUUUCAUAAAUGUAUUUGUCAUAACACCUUAAAUGGGGUGGGGUUGUCUUGAAAUGCAAUUCAGGGGUGACAAUGGGGGAUUUUGCAGAUGUUUGUACAUUAAUGGUAAUGUUCUCUGUACAGUAACAGCAUGUCUUAACUACUGUAAAUGCUGUGUAAGCAUCUAUGAUCUUUGCUUUUGCUGUUGGAUUUUUGGGUGGAGAUUUUAUACUGCAUUGUAAUAUGCAUAAAGCAUGGCAGCACUAACAGAUUGAAAAUGUUCUAAUUUUUUUAAUAAAUUGUGAUACUUGACUCAAUAAAAGUGUAAACAUAUUUAUUCUUACAAGUCUGUGCAUGCAGAUGAUGUGAAUGCACAACUUUUAUAACACUCAUCAAACGUAUGGAAGUUGUACUCAACUCAGUAAA